This is a messenger RNA of Lucilia sericata (common green bottle fly), 1880 nucleotides long. RefSeq lists its product as uncharacterized. NCBI's taxonomy places the organism in Eukaryota, Metazoa, Arthropoda, Insecta, Diptera, Calliphoridae. The record is from RefSeq and is a predicted model, not a curated record. Gene Ontology annotation, molecular function: protein binding.
AUGUGCCGCAUGAUUGACGAAACCAAACACCCAGCAUUUAUUUUGUUAUAUUUUAAAAAAUUAUUUUCAAAACAUUUAUUUUGUUAUUAUUUUGAAAUCAUUGAAUAUAAAACAAUGGCAUUACAACCUUGGGAACGCAUUGCCUGGAGUCCUGAACAUGAACAGAUUAUUUAUCGUGAUUGGGGUUUGUUUUAUACCCACAAACAACAGCUAGAUAUAGCGGUGCAUUAUUAUAACAAGUCCCUGGAACUGAAAAGUGAUGAUCCCAAGGCCUUGUAUUUUCGCAGUCGUUGUAAGCGUAAUAUAGCCCAAACUGAAGGAGCUUUGGAUGAUGGUUUAGCAGCGAUGGCUAUUGAUGACAAUAAUGCUCCUAUAAAUCUGGAAAUUUGUGAUGCCUUGUAUGAGUUGAAUAAGUUUGAAGAUUACAAAGUUCAAUUGCAUGAUAAUGCACGCAAGUUUUUUGGCAAAAAAGUAGCGGCCUUUCUGAAUCGUUUGGUAGUGGUUGAUGAAAACUUUAAAGAUACUAUUGGUGAAACUUGGGUCCUUUCAUUUUGAAAAAUGAAAAAACAUUUUGCUGCUGUUUUGGAGAAAAUAGAGCGUGAAAAGCAUAUUGAUCCGAGGCCUUUGUUGAAAAUUUUAAAGGAACAAGAAAAAUGUGGUUUGAGUAUAUUGGAAAAAGAGGAACUUCUAUUAUCACCACGAGAAUUGGCUCGGCGACGUCGUGCUUUUAAAGUUUUCAAUCAAAUCUAUUUCAAUAAAAGUUGGAUUGAUGUUAUAUUCUUAAAACACUUAAGGGAAAAAAAUCUCCUGCUGCCUCAAUCUAAAGUUUCUACGCCAUUUUUGCGACAACUAACUCACACUAAAUAUGAUGUAGUCAUAAAGUUUUUGAAAAUGUUACAAGCUCGCAGUCCUCUCUACACCGAACAAGCACGCAAGUGUCCCGACAAGAAAGUCUACGAUAAACAUCGAGAGGCUCACUUAAAUCGUGUACAGUAUCAAACACGACGCACCAUGCUCUCGGAAAUGCGUAAUAUACGACGUCUUAGACAAGAGGGAGAUAUAGAGAAACUCUCAAAACAUGUUGAGAGUGUUAUGGGUGAUUAUGUGGUUUUGAAAACUCAUCGCGUUAUGCCCUGGAAAUUUGAAUAUAUAAAUGAGGUAUACAAUACUCUGGCUUUGGCUCAUGCCGAUCUUUAUACGAUUGAUGAAAAUAUAUUGCAAGUUAAGGAAAAAGAACGUUUGCUAGUACUACUGCGUAUGCCCACCGAUAAAUAUAAAGAUGUGGUGCAGUUUGUGUUUGGUGAUAAGUCCACCUAUCAAGAACCAGAUGCUCCGGACUAUGUUUUAAUUGCUUAUAAAAAAUUUCUCGCUCGCCUAGAGAAACGCAUGAUAUUUGCUAAAUAUUCAAUAGAAAAAUGUUAUCUAUUACAUGAAAUUGCUCGAGCUCACUUGACACAAAGUCGUUUUGAUGAAUGCUGUUCUUGGGCUCGUAAAGCUGCAGAAGAAACUAAAAAUUGCAAUAGUCUUCUAUGGCAAUUUCUAAGCAUUAUGCUUAUAGUCAAAGCUCAUGCUGUUCUACAUAAAAUUGAACGUGGCAAAGAGGCCUUAGAUGAGGCUUUUGUCAUAGCGCAACGUUUGAAAAGUCAAAAAUUAUGUUCUUUUCUUGAAAUUUGUCGUGCUAUCAAUGAUCAAGAAAUAUCGUUAAAGAAACGUACACAAUCAGUAGAUUCUAUGCGUAAAAGACGCAGUCGUACUUCUUUAUCAAGUCGUUAUUCUCAGCAAUCAAAAUUGAGUAUGGAAGAUGGGGCGAAGUCCUCAUCGGCGAAAUCGGAAAUAGAGAAUUAAAGGAAUAAUUCUUUAAAAGAAUAAUUAAAUUGUGU